Molecule: messenger RNA, 546 nt
Organism: Naumovozyma castellii
Lineage: Eukaryota; Fungi; Ascomycota; Saccharomycetes; Saccharomycetales; Saccharomycetaceae
Exons: 1
Coding region: 1-546 (181 amino acids)
Source: RefSeq, a predicted model, not a curated record
AUGGCAAGACUACUACAAUCUAAGAGAAGUAAUAAUCUAAUGGACCCUUUUCAAUUUCAAGAAAAAUACCAGCAGGUGGACGAACAGCAGCAGAAUGAAGAGGAAGAACAAUGUGGGAUUCUUGAUAAUGGAUUAUCAAGGACCAAAAAAGUAACCAAAGAUGUUAGUGUUAUCAUACAACCAGCGGACCAAACUCCUAGUGAUUUUGAACAAACUAGUAGUAAGCUAACUAAUGUGAAUGACACCAAAGAAGAUAUUUGGGCUCAAAAGAAAUGGUUAGAUAUGUUCUGUUUUACCACCAUUCUCAUCAUGAAGACUUUCGCCGUUCUACAGAUAUUUUUCCGCUUCCAUGGUAUGAGUUCUUUCGACUUCUACAUGACGAAUAUUUGUGCAGUUAUACAGUUGAUGCUAGGACUUGCUAGUGCCUUCACUCUUUGGAAAGGAUAUGAAAGAUCUUUUGUUGAUAACAUUUUUGUAUGUUUUUAUUGUAGCUGGGGACUUGAUAUACUAUUUUUUUAUCUAUUCAAAUGGAGAAAGAUGACAUAG